GAUCCCUCAAUUUUUCCAUCGGCGACUCUGGAAAUUGGCUGCAAUGGCGUACGUCGAACGAGGUCGGUCGUCCCUCUCUCUCUCCUCCCCCCCCCCCCCCCCCCCCCCCAAUCUUCUUCUCUCAUCAGAUCAUGUGGGCUCUUUAGGUUUCUUUGAUUGGGUUCCUUGUGAAGUGAAUAAUGAUCGUUAAUGUUUCCUUUUGCGGUAUCUCCAGAUUAGGGAUUUACAAAUUUCAUUCCCAGAUUACCCGUUCGAGGACCUCAAAUAUUCUUCGGCUUGUAAUUAAGGUCGUUUUAGCAUUGGGUUUCUUGGGUUAGGAUGAGGAAAUCAGCUUUGAUGGAAGUGUUGAAACUAUAGGAAUAUUGAAUGGGUAUUUCUAUCUGGACCCUUUAUUAUUCCUCUUGGUAGGAAGAUUCGGUCUCGUUAUGUUUGAUGAGAUAUGGCACAGAAUUAAGGUCGUUACUGUGGUUAGGAUAUAUCCCAUGAAUUGCUCAGAUCAGAUAUCUUGAAAAGAUGUCUUAUUUCCUGAUGGAAGAAGCUUUCACUCUUUUCUCAGCCGGUCAAGCUCUUUAUCAUCCAUAUUUUGAUGGCGUUGUGAAGUCACAGAAAUCCUUAUGGCGACUGAAGACAUUCACAGACUUCUUUUGGGCAAUCAUCAACUUGAUUUCUGUGUUCUUUGCUACCAUGUUUUCAAUGGAAAAAUCAGAUGCUUAUCGGAAAGGGUCGGGUGGUAGCAAGAAAUGGGACGGCGGAGGACCUGGAGGUCCUGGAAGUGGACCGUAUGGCGGUGGGCCGCGUGGGCCACCGAGAGGAGGACUAGACAACGUUCGAGGACUGAGGGAUGUUCGUGGGGGUGAUCACAGUUCCUUGCCUGCUUGUGGCUCCUGCUGUGGCUAAAUGGAGAGUGAUGCUUUCUUCUUUCAUUUCUGGCGAAUGCUUCAUCUUCUCCUUCUUCUUCUUCUUCUUCUUCUUCUUCUUCAGUUUGGAGAAUGUAACGUUCUCUAAUAUGUUGGAGCGACAUGUAUAGAACUCAAACUAUAUACUCUGCCUGUCUAUUUUGAUGUAAAAGUUCUUAUUUUCGGCAUAACUGCUGAUUCGAUUGAAGAAAUAGAUAAUCAGCGUCCUUUGUACUUAUUUUGGUGUUUGUGUGUGGAACCGUGGGUAAUUUGAUUCAAAAUUUUUCGGCCAAGCAUUAGCACUAACUCAUUGAAAUUGAGAUGAACCAUUCAACCCAAGUACCUCGAAUUCGGUCCAUCCUAAACGAGAAGCAGAAAACCAGAAAGAGGAGAAAGCACCAAUGCCAGCGAGUGGGAUAGUUUCCAGAACAGAGAAAAAAAAAUGGAAGCAAAGCAGAGCAUGGAGGAAGGAAGGAAAGGACAUUGAAU
Molecule: messenger RNA, 1385 nt
Organism: Linum tenue
Lineage: Eukaryota; Viridiplantae; Streptophyta; Magnoliopsida; Malpighiales; Linaceae
Source: the annotation of a GenBank genome assembly